CAAGUGGAGAUCAAGAAGAGAUCCAGAAUGCCUGGUGUUAUGAUCACCCAGUAUGUCAAGGAACUGCCACGUGGAAAAACCACACCUGAUUUCACCAGGAAACCAAUUGCCUUGACAGUUCAAGAAGGCAAAGUGGCAGUUUUCAAAGCAGUGGUGAGUGGAGAUCCAACUCCAACUGUAACCUGGGCACGAAACAAGGGUGACACUUCUGAUCCAGAAAAAUAUAAGCCAAAAUGUGACCCAAAGACUAGAGAACAUGUUCUGGAGAUACCAAAUGUGAAAGUAGACCAAGGAGACACGUACAAAUGUUUCGCUACGAAUGAAUUUGGAAAAGCUGUAUGCACAGCUACAUUGGGUGUCAUUGGAGUUGGAGUCAAGAAAAAGCAGAUCGGUAUGUCCACAAUAGACCCAGAGGACUUCAGGAAAAUGCUUAAGAAAACCAACAUUGUCAGGAAGAAAAAGGAAAAACCCAAGAAAGAAGGGGAGAUUGAUCCAAAAUUCUGGGAAUUGAUGCUAAGUGCCAAAAAGAGUGAUUAUGAGCGCAUUUGUCGGGAUUUUGGAGUCACUGACUUUCGCUGGAUGCUAAAACACCUUAACCAAAUGAAAAAGGAUAAGGAGGAUGAACAGGCCAAGGUGGUCGAGAAAGUUGACAACAUGAAAAAGAUUGAACUGAAAACGAGUGGCAGAGCUGAAUUUGAGUUUAAUAUGAAGCUCAAGGACCCAAAGAGUAACAUUUAUCUGUACAAGAAUGGCGACUUGCUUGAUUAUGGCGAUGGCACUGAUGAUUCUUCCAAACUCAAUAUGAAAAAAACUGGUGAUAAGUACUUGUUUAGCAUCAACAAUGUUGGCCUAAAUGAUGGAGGAAUGUACCAAGUGGACGUUGAGGAUGUUAACGUUUUCUCAACAAGCUUUACAAUCCCUGAUGUGGAAUUCGAUGGCAAGCUGAAGGAUGCUAAAGUCAUUGAGGAACAGGAUGCAGUGUUCGAGUGUGUUUUAUCUGGUCCUGUACCAGAAAUCACCUGGUGUGCCAAUGACAUCUCUGUUGAGCAUGGAGACAAGUACAACAUCACAGUCUCUGAAGACAAUCUCACCCACAGAUUAGUAGUGAAGAACUGUAAACCAGAGGACAAGGGUGUGUACACGGCUAUUGCUGGGAUUAAAUCCGCCAAGGCCACUCUUGCUGUGGAUGAGGAUCCUAACGCCAGGGGGAAGGGUCGAAGUGGUUCAAGUGAUGGAGCAGAUGAUCUCACAAGAUGUCUAACAGAUGAGCAGGCCAGGCUGCAGAGAGAAAGGGAUGAAGCAGCCAGGAGAGCCAAGGGUACUGGUGGAAGAGGUGAUGGAGACGGCAGUGGAGGAACUGGCUUGGGAGGUGGAAGUGGUGGAGAUGCAAGAGGAAGGUAUGGACUGGGAGGAGACGGUACAGAUGGAAGUGGGAAGAAUGAUAUAGAUGGAAGUGGGAAGAAUGGUAAAGACAGAAGUGGGAAGAAUGGUACAGACAGAAGUGGGAAGAAUGGUACAGACAGAAGUGGGAAGAAUGGUAUAGAAAGAAGUGGGAAGAAUGGUACAGACAGAAGUGGGAAGAAUAUAAUAGGGAAGAGUGAUUCAGGAGCAGACGGACUGGGAGGCCAAUUAGCUGGUCUUGGAUCUGGUGGAACUGUUGGAGAUGGUACAGAUGAUAAAGUACACUUUGCAAGCGGGUUAUCAGACCAAAACGUUCUACGUGGCAAGCCUGCCGAACUUGUGUGCAAACUAAAUACUGAAAAAAUAGACGGAGUGUGGUAUAUCAAUGGGGAGAAGCUGACUUCCAAAGAUGGAGUGAUCAUUGCUAAAGAUGGUUGUACACAUAAGCUCAUAAUUCAGAAUUGCAAAGAUUUAGAUACAGGUUUAUAUCAGUUUGAGGUGAAUGGCUGCAAGACAGAGGCCACCGUGACAGUUGGAGAUCUUCCAGAAUUUGAUCCUGAUGCUUUACAAAAGUUCUUGAACCCCGUGAUAGUGAAAGCAGGCCAGACUGCAUCUUUUAAGAUGUCAUUACCUCCACAAGCCUCUCUGGAGGUUAAAUGGUUUAAAAAUGGCUCUGAGAUUCUUGAUGGUGGUUCAGUUAAAGUAGUGAAGGAAUCAAACCAUAGUCGCUUUCAAAUGAAAGACUGCAUGCGGAUGGAUACUGGAGAGAUCAAAAUCCAGCUUAAAAACCCUUUUGGUUCUACUGAAGCCAUAUCAAGUCUUCUUGUACUAGACAAGCCAGGUACACCACAAAGCCCUGUAGAAGUGAACAAAAGCACCUCAGUCCUUGAAUUGAAAUGGAAUCCUCCAAAGGAUGAUGGUGGGUCAACGGUAUCGAACUACAUAAUUGAGCGCCAACAAGUUGGACAGAGUACAUGGAAAAGGGUUGGGGAUGUUUCAGCUGAUCAUCUAACCUUCAAAGAUAAAAGUGUGUCCCUUGGCAAGAGGUAUAUAUAUCGCAUCUAUGCAGAGAACCCUGAUGGCAUCAGUGAACCAUUGGAGACAGAGAAAAUCAUAGCAGGCGCUUUAAUUUUCCCUGGCCCACCGGCCCCUCCAAAGGUUGUCAGUGCUUUCAGAAACUGUAUCAACCUACAUUGGAUUCCACCAGAGAAAGAUGGAGGAGCUACAAUUUUGGGCUACCUGCUGGAGAAACGCAAGAAGGAUACCAACCAGUGGGUGACUCUGAACUCAGUCAACGAACCGAUUCAAGCUCUAAAAUAUGCAGAGAAAGAUGUGUCUGAGGGUUCGGAAUAUGAGUUCAGAGUAUCAGCCAUUAAUAUGUCUGGAGCUGGAGAACCCAGCGCACCUUCUGUAAUGGUCUGUGCUAUAAACCCCAAGAUGAAGCCUCAUUUCAAAGAUCCUGAAGACUUUAUGGUUGUGAGAUCAGGAAAUUCUAUCAGAAUAAAAAUUAAUUAUGAGGCCUCUCCACUGCCUAACAUUACGUGGCUUAAGAACGGUGAACCUGUAUCUCCCUGGAAAAAGAUAAUUAAUAGCGAUGGAACAUCCACGCUUGUCGUACCCACAUCAAAGUACUCUGACUCUGGUAUUUACACAAUUGUUGCUAAAAACUCAAGUGGGCAGGCAAGCUUUGACAUAGAGGUCAGAGUAACAGAUGAACCCAAGCCACCAAGCCAAGUGGCGCUGGAGCAGGUGGUUUAUGGUAAAGUCAUUAUCACAUGGGCUCCAUCUCCAGACCAGAAGAAGGACGACAGACUGUAUUACAUUGUGGCAGAACAUAACUCUAAUACACGCAUUUGGCACACAAUAGCCGAUCAUCUUCUCUGUAAUACCUACACAACCAGCAUCAAACCAGGUCUAGAAUAUCACUUCAGAGUCUAUGCAAAAAAUGAUAUGGGACUUUCUGAUCCUUCAGAUUCACCAACAUGGGGUGUCAACAGCAACAGAGUUUCGGUACCCUCAAGUGUGCCGCCUGUGAUCACUUUGGAAAGGCCACCAUCCAUUCUGGUUCCACUGAAGCAACACGCUCCACCCAAUGGAUAUCAGUGCCACAUGACCUGCGCUGUCCGUGGCUGCCCCACACCACAUAUUGCAUGGUACCAUAAUGGGAUUUGCAUCAACUCCAACAAUAACUACUACAUCACAAAUGCAUUUGGCAUCUGCUCCAUGAACAUCCUCAAAGUUUGUGCUGAAAAUAGUGGCGAAUACAAAGUGGUGGCAGUCAACUCAUUUGGCAGGGCAGAAUGUUCCACCAAAUUAAAAGUGCAAGAACCACUAUCCUACACCAUCUUGCAAUUUGCUGGUACUGCAUCGCUGCUGGAGAUUGAGCAAGUAAGAAGAGCCCAAGCUCUUGAGGAGCAGCUCACGUCUUUCCACAGGAGUCUGGAGGACCAUCAGAAGAGCACUCAUAACCUUCACUCUCACCUCGCUGCCCAGCUUGUGAUCGUGCCGAGCCAGAAUCAGCAGCUUGUUUCUGUAGAGAAAGAGAUUUUAGAAGUGCAAGCAACAACUGAGGAGGAUUUUCCCAUCAAGGCUGAAGAAGUUGAAGUAAAUGAUAAAACUGUGAUGGAGGAUAAAGAAAUAACUGGGGAUGUUCAGGUCCAAGAAGAAUUUGUUGAGGAUCAAGUAGUAUCUGAGGAGGAAGUACCAGCUGGGGGGGUUCAGGUCCAGGUGGAAGUUGUUGAAGAGCAAGCCAAGAAGGAUGGAAUACCUGAGGAAGUUCAGCUCCAAAAAUAUGUUUUUGAAGAGGAAACCGUGCUUAAGGGACUGCAGGUCAAGGAAGAUGUUGUUGCACAGCAACCAUCUAAAGAACAGUCUGAGAAGGUUUAA
Xyrauchen texanus (razorback sucker) is the source of this 4287-nucleotide messenger RNA. RefSeq names its product immunoglobulin like and fibronectin type III domain containing 1, tandem duplicate 4 (gene igfn1.4). Gene Ontology annotation, molecular function: protein binding. Lineage: Eukaryota; Metazoa; Chordata; Actinopteri; Cypriniformes; Catostomidae. The transcript is spliced from 22 exons. The record is from RefSeq and is a predicted model, not a curated record. Bases 28 to 4287 code for a protein of 1419 amino acids.